Molecule: messenger RNA, 210 nt
Organism: Funneliformis mosseae
Lineage: Eukaryota; Fungi; Glomeromycota; Glomeromycetes; Glomerales; Glomeraceae
Source: the annotation of a GenBank genome assembly
AUGACUUUAUUAGGCGAUUUCUUUCAGCCUCAAAUGCAUUUACAUACACAAAAAUGGGUAAGAUUCAUUGAAGAUAUUGAAGAAGUUGACAAGGAAUUAAAAGAAGAGGACGUUAUCUCUCCCCUUAAGGAUGAUGAAAAAAACGGACUUUAUGUAGCUCUCAAGAGUUUAGACAAUUCUUCAGACAUUCAUAAAGACUUUUUUGGAUGA